Microplitis mediator is the source of this 529-nucleotide messenger RNA. RefSeq lists its product as uncharacterized. Lineage: Eukaryota; Metazoa; Arthropoda; Insecta; Hymenoptera; Braconidae. The transcript is spliced from 4 exons. The record is from RefSeq and is a predicted model, not a curated record. The coding region runs from base 136 to 444 and encodes 102 amino acids.
CUUUAUCUCUAUACUAAUAACUAUUAUUAUUUUUAUUAAUACGUGUCAUUUUACGCGGGUAUAAAAACUUGAAAUUUAAUUUCCGAGUUCAGUUUAAAAUUUUUCUUGAUCCAAAUCAGUCGAAAAAAAAAAAAAAUGAAAUUAUUUAUAAUUAUUUGUGUCAUUGGUAUUGCGAUUGGGUUUCCGGCAAUGGAGGAUACUAAUCAAAACUGGGGCUUUGUUAUUAAAGAUGAUAUUCCCGAGGACGAUGAAGCCUAUGGAAGCCGGCCACUAAGUUUUGACCCAAUUCCACCCAGACCUCGUCGCUUGAAUAAGCCAGUGAUGACAUCACCACCGAGUCAUGUUGAUCCGAGACCAUCAGUACCAUUGGACAUGAGUCUUCACCCAGCUGUAUGGAAUGAAAUGAACAAAGAUGCAAUUUAUUUUAGAGACUCUGAUUAUUAAGGAUAUUAAAAUCAUUAAUAAAAGUAAUUACUAAUUUUUAAAAAAUAAUAAAAAAUUGUAAUAAAAUAAAUAAACUUGACGGUAG